UUGCCACGCGGGACACUGCGCAGCUAAAACCCAUAGAACCCUAGCGUUCCUCUCCCUCCGGAAUUCGAUCCCCGAACUGCCACGCCGAUGAUUCCUCCGUCGCCAAGGCGGAAUCUUUGAUCCUCUUGAUGCGCCAUUUGCCCCGAUUUGGAUCAUUCCUUAGGUGCCCUAACGUCCUGUCUCUCGCCCCUGCCUUCUGCUCCUCCUCCGCCGCCGCCGCCGCAGCCGCCACCGCCGCGGCUGUUGAAAUUGAUGGCUCGUUUCCUAUUGUAGAGAACGACGCCCGUCCUGCUUGUAAUUACUCUGACCGGGGCUCCUCCGGGUUGGCAUCUCAUCUCGUCUUGCGAAGGCUGCGAUCUCUGGAGCGGAAACCUGACAGAGCUCUUGCUUACUUCAAUCGUAUCGAGGCUCUCGGAUUUCACCACGACCGCUCGACCUACUCGGCUAUUGUAAGAAUCUUAGCGAAUUCUUGCCGAUACGAGCAGUUGGUGACUGUAUUUGGGAAAUUGAUAUCUUCAGGUAGGGACAAUGCUGUCGAGGUGUUGGCGUUAUUGGAUGCCCUUGCGCCGACAUUAAACGAUUCGCCCUCGUUAAAUUGUGCAUUUGAUUCGAUGAUAAUAUCCUACACCUCUUAUGGGACAACUGUAGAAGCCGUGGAUGUGUUCUUCCAGCUGAUUUCACUAGGUUUUGCUUCAUCCCCAUGGUGCCGCUCGAUAUUGAUCAAGUCUAUUGCUGAAGAUGGUAACUUGGUGUUGAUGAUGGAAGUUUACAACCGCUUGAGGGAGUUAGGGAUUAGUUUGGAUUCUAGUGUAUUUUUGGUGGUGAUCAAGGCUUUGUCUCAGGGAGGGAAGAUUGAUGAAACACUUCAAAUACUCCGUGAAAUGGAGGAAUCUGGAUUAAAGCCUUCUCCCCAAGUUUACUCGGCUAUUAUCAAGGGCUUGUGCACCUGUGGAAGAUAUGAAGCUGGUUAUGCUAUUCUUGAAGAAACCUCAAGAAAUGGUGUAGAUGUGGAUGUUUUAAGCUAUAACAGGGUGAUUGGUUGCUUGUCUAAAGAUAGACGAUUACAUGAAGCUGAAGAUCUUUUGAAGAAGAUGAUAGGAAGAGGUGUGCACCCAGAUGUGUACAGUUACAAAUUUCUUAUUCAGUAUUACUGUGAAACAGGGAAUCCAAUAAGAGCUCUGAAUUUUUGUGAUGAAAUGUAUUCUAAGGGCCUCAGACCAGAUGCCAGCAUUGCAGGCUUCAUCGUUCUUUGCUGCAGCAAGUUGGGUAUGGAUUCUGAAGCAUUGGGGUUCUUCGAGAAGGUGAAGACCUCUGAGCUUUAUGUGGAUGCAGUUCUUUAUGAUAUAGUUUUAAUUGCUCAAUGCAGACUGGGGAGAAUGAUGGAUGCAGCAGAGACGUUCCAAGAAAUGAAGAAUAAGGGCUUCAUUCCUGACAAGAUCCACUAUACAAAUUUAUUAAAUGGCUAUUGUCGCAAGGGAGAAAUGUAUAAUGCCCAGAAGGUAUUUGCUGACAUGGUGAAGAGUGAUGUUGAGCCUGAUCUUUUAACUUACAAUGCGCUUGCUGGUGGAUUUUGUAGGAAUGGAUUUGUCAAUGAGGCAUUUAAACUUUUAGAUUAUAUGUUGAAUAGAGGCUUCGAACCUAAUGCUCUCACCUAUAGUGUGGCUAUUGAUGGUCUAUGCAGAGCUGGGAAGCUGAAGGAGGCAGAAAUGCUUUUUGAGAUAUUGGAACAAAAGAAAAUUUCACAAUGCACUAUUAUUUUUAGCGCAAUGAUUUGUGGGUAUCUGGAAUCUGGUUGCACAAUAAAAGCUUUUGGGCUUUUUGUUAGACUUCAGAAGCAAGGCUCCAUUGUUGAUGAUAUUGCUCGCUCAAGGCUUAUAAACCAACUGUGUCGGCAAGGGGACAUUGAAAGAGCUUCCUCUGUCUUCAGGUUGAUCCAAGAGAGGCAAAUUGUGCCUAAUGAGGUUUGUUAUAAUAAUCUAAUUGCAGCUUAUUGUCAGGUGGGAGAUAUAUGCAAUGCUCGGCUUUUGUUUGAUGAUUAUGUAAACCGAGGCUUUUCACCCGAUGUUAUUUUGUAUACAUCGAUGAUAAGUGGAUACUGCAAGACCAACCGCUUUCAAGAGGCCCAUGAGUUGUUCUGUCAAAUGAUAGAGAGUGAUAUUAAACCUGAUGUUAUCGCAUAUACAGCAAUCUUGGAUUGCCAUUUGAAGGAAAAUUUGCACAAAGCAAGGUUAGGCCACAAUAAGGAGAAACAGAAAACCAGAGCCUGGGAAAUAUUUUAUAAAUUGGCGAAUAGCAUGAAGGCUAUGGAAGUCCAGCCUGAUACUGUCUGCUACACUGUGUUGAUCAAUUGGCAUUGCAAGAUGGAUUAUCUCGAAGAUGCUCGUAAACUAAUAGACGAGAUGUUUGGAAAUGGGCUUGCACUUGAUGCUUUUGCAUAUAAUGCUCUACUCUCUGGAUAUUGCAACCGAGGAGAUAUCGAAACAGCUAAAAACCUGGUAGAGGAAAUGCAAAGUAGAAAAAUCCAGCUUACCAAGCUUACCUUCUCAAUCUUAGCUGAGAAGCUCAAGAUCUAGCAGACUUAGUGUGCCAACGCGAUUAGUUCUUUCCGAGUAAGCACUCUUGACUUGUCAAUUAUUAAUUCAAUGGCGGGAAUGAAGACUUUCCCAACUCACAUUGAAUUGCUGUGGCAAAGAUUUGCUAAGCACCAUACAUCACUCUGAAAUUUUGUGUGCAAUGGAAUCGAUACUGGAUUUUGGACUCCUGGUUGUGUUAUUUCUGCCCUAAUUCCAUCAUUUUCAACCAAAGCAAUUUCCAGACCGUCACAGCACAUGCAUCAUCAGGUUUUCCGGUUGAAGAGUUGAAGAAUUGGCAACUGCAGUGCAGCUUCUUGUCAAGAUGGAAUUAGGAACCUUCAAUUAUAUAGAGAGCAAACCAUUGACACCUUGAGAAAUUGGGUUAAAUUUGCUUGAAGGUUAUUUAUACUGUGAAUUUAAAAGAUGGAUGUACUUUGAGAAACAAUAAUUAAUUUAAGUACUUUGCCUGACUCGACUCGGCCCUUAAGGGUUGGAUCGCGCCGCGCCAGAUCUGGCUUGGUCUUCUUUUAUGUUAGACUGAAACACUUAGAUGAAGUCAUAUUACCACCCAA
Zingiber officinale is the source of this 3145-nucleotide messenger RNA. Its product is annotated as pentatricopeptide repeat-containing protein At2g26790, mitochondrial-like. Bases 129 to 2573 code for a protein of 814 amino acids. Gene Ontology annotation, molecular function: protein binding. The record is from RefSeq and is a predicted model, not a curated record. The transcript has 2 exons. NCBI's taxonomy places the organism in Eukaryota, Viridiplantae, Streptophyta, Magnoliopsida, Zingiberales, Zingiberaceae.